Molecule: messenger RNA, 1557 nt
Organism: Miscanthus lutarioriparius
Lineage: Eukaryota; Viridiplantae; Streptophyta; Magnoliopsida; Poales; Poaceae
Source: the annotation of a GenBank genome assembly
AUGGCGGUAGGCGUCGUCGCCGUCGAGGGCGGCCAGGACCGCCGCUACGGCGGAAGGAUCACCGCCUUCGUCGUGCUGUCCUGCAUGACCGCCGGCAUGGGCGGUGUCAUCUUCGGCUACGACAUCGGGAUCGCAGGCGGCGUGUCGUCGAUGGAGCCGUUCCUGCGCAAGUUCUUCCCGGACGUGUACCGCCGGAUGCACGGCGACACGCGGGUGAGCAACUACUGCAAGUUCGACAGCCAGCUGCUGACGGCCUUCACGUCGUCGCUGUACGUGGCGGGCCUGCUGACCACGUUCCUGGCGGCGCGGGUCACGGCGGGGCGCGGCCGCAGGGCGUCCAUGGUCCUGGGCGGCGCCGCGUUCCUGGCGGGCGCGGCCGUGGGCGGCGCGUCCGUGAACAUCUACAUGGUUAUCCUGGGGCGGGUGCUCCUGGGCGUCGGGCUCGGCUUCGCCAACCAGGCCGUGCCGCUGUACCUGUCGGAGAUGGCGCCGGCCCGGCUCCGCGGCGCGUUCAGCAACGGGUUCCAGCUCAGCGUCGGGGUCGGCGCGCUGGCGGCGAACGUGAUCAACUUCGGCACGGAGAAGAUCAGGGGCGGGUGGGGUUGGCGCGUGUCGCUGGCGCUCGCCGCGGUCCCCGCGGGGCUCCUCACCCUCGGCGCGCUGUUCCUCCCCGAGACGCCGAACAGCCUGGUGCAGCAGGGCAGGGACCGCCACGACGUGGCGCGUCUGCUGCAGAAGGUCCGCGGCGCCGGCGUCGACGUGGGCGAAGAGCUGGACGACAUUGUCGCCGCGGCGGCGUCGGCGGGGGAAGACGGGGCCGGAGGGGACGGCCUGCGUCGGCUCCUCGUGGAGCGGCGGUACCGGCCGCAGCUGGUGAUGGCGGUGGCGAUCCCUUUCUUCCAGCAGGUGACGGGGAUCAACGCGAUCGCGUUCUACGCGCCGGAGCUGCUGCGCACCAUCGGCAUGGGCGAGAGCGCGUCGCUGCUGUCGGCGGUAGUGACGGGCGUGGUGGGCGUGGGAUCCACCUUCGCGUCCAUGCUCGCCGUGGACCGCUUCGGGCGCCGCACGCUGUUCCUGGUCGGCGGCGCGCAGAUGCUGGCGUCGCAGGUGCUGAUCGGCGCCAUCAUGGCCGCGGAGCUGCGGGACAGCGGCGGCGUGGGCAAAGGCUGGGCCGGGGUGCUCAUCCUGCUCAUCGCCGUGUACGUGGCCGGGUUCGGCUGGUCCUGGGGCCCGCUCGGGUGGCUGGUGCCCAGCGAGAUCUUCCCGCUGGAGGUGCGCGCCGCCGGGCAGAGCGUCACGGUGGCCGUGAGCUUCGCGUUCACCGUGUUCGUGGCGCAGGCGUUCCUGUCCAUGCUGUGCCACAUGAAGGCCGGCAUCUUCUUCUUCUUCGCCGCGUGGCUCGCCGCCAUGACCGCGUUCGUGUACCUACUGCUGCCGGAGACGAAGGGGGUGCCCAUCGAGCAGGUGGGCCGGGUGUGGCGCGCGCACUGGUUCUGGAGCAGGGUCGUCGGGCCCGACCCCGAUGCCGACGAGGCGCGCGCGGGCGGGAAACUCUAG